AUGCCUUCCUAUGUUAAGUUCUUGAAAGAGAUCCUAUCCAAUAAAAGGAAGUUGGAAGAAUACGAGACUGUGGCCCUUACUGAGGAGUGUAGUGCUAUCAUCCAGAAUAAGCUGCCUCCUAAGCUUAAGGAUCCAGGUUCAUUUUCUAUUCCUUGUGUUAUUGGUAAUGUCUCUAUUAACCGUGCUUUGUGUGAUUUAGGUGCAAGCGUCGGUAAGUUCUUCAUCCCGGUUGAUUUUGUUAUUUUGGAAAUUGAAGAAGAUUCUAACAUUCCAAUUAUAUUAGGAAGACCCUUCUUUGCUAUUGCAGGUGCUAUAAUUGAUGUUAAAAAUGGAAGGCUCUCUCUAAAUAUUGGAGGGGAGACGGUAGAAUUUAAUUUAAGCAAUGCUAUGAAACUUCCUCUAACUGAUAAAAUUUGUUACAGGGUCGACGUCAUUGACAAGUGUACACAUGAGCAAAUUACAAACAAUAACUCAGCUGAUCCACUUGAGAAAUAUUUGGUAAGUGAUGGUUCAAUAAAUGAUGAAGACCCUGAGGUAGCCGCGUAUGCUCAAUCUUUAGAAUCAACAUCAACUGCUCCACUUCGAAAUGCAAAGCUUGAAAGAUUGAUGCUAGAGCCAAAAGGAUCUAUUUGUGAAAAGGAUAAUGCGCCAAAGGUAGAAUUAAAACCCCUUCCUUCCUCUUUAAGGUAUGAAUUUCUUGGCCCUGACUCUACUUAUCAUGUGAUUGUGAAUGCAUGUCUAAAUGAAAAUGAAACUGAUAAGUUGCUUAGAACACUUAGGGUGCAUCGCAGGGUCAUAGGAUACACCAUGGACGACAUUAAAGGAAUCAACCCAUCGAUUUGCAUGUAUAGAAUUCUCUUGGAAGAUGAUCAUAAACCCUCUAUAGAGCACUAA
Messenger RNA from Asparagus officinalis (garden asparagus), 894 nucleotides. RefSeq lists its product as uncharacterized. The transcript has 2 exons. The record is from RefSeq and is a predicted model, not a curated record. The coding region runs from base 1 to 894 and encodes 297 amino acids. NCBI's taxonomy places the organism in Eukaryota, Viridiplantae, Streptophyta, Magnoliopsida, Asparagales, Asparagaceae.